AUGAGCUAUGCAGUAGAUUUUGCUUGCUUUUGGCAUUUCAGGGUCCCUUGUAGAGCAGGCACGUGCACAACACCAAUUCAAGUCACCUCAUCUCAGUUGGUCUCAAACGACAUAUUCCCACCAGCUGUUGUGAAGGCCAUGCUCUACCCUGGAGCUAUCGUGAGCAGCCUCACUAAAAGCAUUCCGUUUCCAAGGUGGAGUGACCUGUUUGACAUUUACAACCUGACAGAAGCCAAAAAUGCCUCUGCAGUAGUUGAUCUCCAGCGUCUAGAGAUACUUGCUGGAAGCUACUUCUGUGUUGCUGGAGCACUUGUCGGCAUCAUAAAUCCUGGGAGGAUGACUUUGUUUGGUACCCUUUUGGUUAUCUGGGGUCUAGUGAAAGAAGCACUGUUUGGGAAACCAGUUAACAGCGAUCCAACACAAUCGACUUAUGUCUAUCCGACCAUUUUGAUCGUACUAAUCUGUGCAUUUAUGUCAAUAACAUACAAUGUAAAGAAGACGGCAAAAAGUAGUCCUCCUGUUUCUAUCGCAAAGCCACUGAAAAGUUCUGCCAAGUCAAAACUGAAGUAGACAUUGUUGCAACUUCAAUCCUUGUAACUCAUUUCCCCUAUUUAUGUGCUAAAGACAGGUUUGAGGGUAAUCUGAGGAUGUUUUUGGUGUAUCUCACUUUCAAUACUGAAACAUUCACUUUUGUACCUUGCAGUGAUUCAGGCGGUCACUCAUUUGUACUGUUGACUAAAAACACAUCUGUAAUGUUGAUAAAAGACAGCUAAAUCCCCCACCCACCCACUCAAAGAAAAAAAGAGGUUAUUCUGUAGGCAGGAGUGUCAUGUACAAUUUUGAGAUAUCUGGCAUCAAAGCACCCAUUUGUUUCUCUUGCUGCAAGUUACAGCAAUGCAUUUUUCCCAUUUAUUUUUCUUCAAUUUUGAAAUUACUACUGACUUAUGGCAUGCCAUUUGUCCAGAAUAACUAGUUAAUUUUACAAAUGUGGCUAAACCCUCUCAUACUUCUCAUUACUCUCUUCAAGAGAACUAAUCCCUGUAUAUCUUGCAUUUUUUUUGGACAGGGCAACAAAUGAUUUGCUUUAUUCAGCUCUUCGACGUGUCCAAUAACAUCAUAAUAGUCUCUCUUCUCAUAAGGAUCUUGAAAUUUCAUAAUAGAUUCUGCGUUGUUUCCAUUGUUCUUUGUUUGGAUUUUAUUUUUGAAGGUCAUGGGUAUUUGGAGUUAUGAAAGAGAUAAUUUUGAACUGCUAGCUGAUAGAACCAUCAAUCAUACAGACUGAAGUGAGGAAACAACUAAACAAGGAAGGACACAUGCAGCGGUUACACUUUGCCCAACUUGCAGGGUGGUCCAUCAUCUGCAGCAAGGCUGCUGUCCUAGCCUUUGUGUUGUUGUAUUGCGCAACGAUGGCCAGGCUGCAUAUGCAACUGCAAGUGGCUCUUGCUUGCCCUGUCUGUAGCUCUGUUGAUGUCUGGCACAUGAUGAUAGCACAUGUCAGGAGCUGAGCUCAGCCCCACUGUCAUCUGAAGACUAAAGCUGAACAUUCAGAAGCUAGGGAUGCCGAGAUGGGAGUGGGUGUCUGCUACGAGCUGAAGAGAUAUCUUUUAUGUUUGAGAUAUGUUUGAGAUGGGAGGCCGUUUCCAAGUCACCGGUCACAAUCUUCCCCAGUGCUUCCUCUUGGUUAGAGCCCUCCUCACAAAAAGACAAAACAAGCACCAUCUUCAUUCCAGUUCAAUAAUUGAGAUUCCUCUCUGUCUGUUCCUUCCCUCCUGCUGCUAUAAUCAUUGUUAUUGUUAGCCAGUGCGAGUAAUACAUGUGCAUUUGAUGUUGUCCUUGUUUACUAGUAGUUAAUAGCUGUUAAGGUUUAAGCCCAGUAGCUCACGCACCCUUCCACCAACAAAAUACUUGUAGCUGCCACUUUCCGCAUCUGCCUGCUGGGAAGUGGGAAGAAGAGGGAUAGUCUCCCAAUCCCAGCUCUGCCUCCAGUUACUCUUGCCAGUCUCCCUACACACUGUCACUAGACCUGUUGGUGUUCAGAAUUCCCAGGCCUCGACUGCCAUGGUCCAGAUGUCUCUGCAGAGGAGCAUAGCCAUAUCUCCUCAUCGCUCCUUAUCUGAAUCGCUGCAUCGUGUGGGUGGUGCAAGAAGAAGAUGGGCAUCUUGUAGAUCCCAGACUUCAAGCUUUGCUUAUAGUGCGAGAUUGUCUCCGAUAGUUCUCAAGACUGACAGUGACAUUGAUCCCUCUGAACCAAAGAAUUUGGAUCUGAGCUCCUCAGCUUCAAGAAGCGGACCUUACAGUGCAGCUUGUCAUCCAUCAGGCACUGCUGGAGUAAUGGGAGCAUCUUCCACUUCCUCUCUCAGAUUUUUAGAAAAAUUUGUGUGUUGGAGUAGCAGAGAUGGAGAAGAGGCACCUCCAUUCGUCAUCUAUAAUGAUCCACUCGUCAAGAAAGAGCUGUUGGCAUCUGGAAACCAGCUCACUUCUGACUCUAGUAUUGCUCUUGGGAAGUUAAGGCAGAAGAGGCUCUUCUUGGAGCAAUCUGGAGCAUGUUGCAUUGUUAUGCCAUGCCAGUUCUUACAUGCCUGGCACGAUGAGAUUUCACAGGGUUGCUCUGUUCCUUUCCUCCAUGUUGGUGAUUGUGUUGCAAAUGAACUCAAUGCAGCAAACUUGAAACCUGUUGAGUAUGGAGGUAAUGUUUGUGUAGGAGUUCUGGCUACCGAUGAUACACUGGCUAGAAAGUGCUACUUAGACAAGCUUGAGAGACAGGGUUUUGAGGUGCUAUGUCCAGAUAAAGCUUCCAUGCAGCACACGGUGUUACCAUCAGUGGAUGCAUUUAGGAAGGGGGACAUGGAAGGUGCAAGAAAUCUACUGCGAGUGUCACUCCAAGUUCUUCUUGUGAGAGCUGUCAAUACAGUAAUCCUUGCGUCUGAAGACCUUGUAGGCAUCUUGCCUGACGACGACCCUCUGCUCAAGAAAUGUAUAGACCCAAUGGACGCCCUGGUCCGAGAGGCCAUUGUAUGCACAAGAAUACCUCGGCCAUGAUAUGCCUCGGAUUACUCUGGUUCUUGUGUAGGUCCCCAACAGUAGCCCUUUGCACAUUGACUUCCUGUGAGCACAUUUGUAGAUUUUAAGAUAGAAAGGGCUCAUCUCGUCAUAUCAUUGAUGGUUGAACACACUGUGCAUUUUGAUCUGUGGUACCCUUCUGUUUUGCAAGUUGCAACCAAGUCAACAGAGAUGGUGAUGACCCCA
Molecule: messenger RNA, 3246 nt
Organism: Panicum virgatum (switchgrass)
Lineage: Eukaryota; Viridiplantae; Streptophyta; Magnoliopsida; Poales; Poaceae
Exons: 6
Coding region: 1-570 (189 amino acids)
Source: RefSeq, a predicted model, not a curated record